AUGAGCGCGGGUCAAUAUAUCGCGACACGAUUCUCAUCACUCAAGCCGCCCAUGGACCGCGUAGAGAACCCCGUCACACUGUUGGCUUCUCUAAACCGGAAACAGUGGCUAUUCUUUUUGAUCGCCUUCCUCGGAUGGACUUGGGAUGCAUUCGACUUUUUCACUGUCUCUUUGACUGUCUCCGAGCUGGCUACAGAUUUCAGCACGCCCGAGAGGACCGUCUCUACCACCGACAUCACCUGGGGUAUCACUCUGGUGCUGAUGUUCCGCUCAGUUGGUGCCAUCAUCUUCGGUAUCGCUGGUGACCGAUAUGGACGAAAAUGGCCAUUCAUCGUAAACAACCUUCUGUUCAUUGUGCUCGAGCUCGGCACCGGCUUUUGCACGACCUACGAACAAUUCCUAGCGGUUCGUGCGCUGUUCGGCGUAGCUAUGGGAGGCCUGUACGGUAACGUGGCGGCCACGGCACUGGAGGAUUGCCCGGAGCGUGCUCGCGGUAUCAUCUCCGGUAUGCUUCAACAAGGUUAUGCCUUCGGCUAUCUGCUAGCAGCGGCCUUCUCGCGUGCGCUCGUCGACACCACUCCCCACGGCUGGCGACCGUUGUUCUGGUUUGGAGGCGCCGUCCCGGUCCUGCUCAUCAUCUUCCGAUUCUUCCUCGGUGAGACUGAUGCCUUCAUCGAGCGUCAGCGUGUGCGCAAGGCCGGCGACAACGUUGGCAAGACUUUCAUCCAAGAGGGCAAGGUAGCUCUCAAGCGCCACUGGCUCAUUCUUAUCUACAUGGUCCUUCUCGCUGCCGGCUUCAAUUUCAUGUCCCAUGGUUCCCAAGAUCUUUACCCGACCCUCCUGAAGAACCAGUACGGAUUCAGCGCCACUCAGGUUACUGUCACUCAGAUUGUUGCCAACUUGGGUGCUAUGACUGGCGGUACAACCAUCGGUUAUCUCUCCCAGAUGUUCGGCAGGCGGUUCAGCAUCAUCGUCAUCUGCAUUAUCGGUGGUGCCCUGCUCUACCCAUACUCCUUCAUCGGCGACAACAGUGUCAUCGCUGCAGCGUUCUUCCAGCAAUUCUGCGUGCAAGGCGCCUGGGGAGUCAUUCCCAUCCACCUUAUGGAGCUCAGCCCGGGCAGUUUCCGCACCUUCGUGGUCGGUACCAGCUAUCAGCUCGGUAACCUGGUUUCAUCUGCGAGCUCCACCAUCGAGUCCACCAUCGGCGAGCGUUUCCCUCUGCCACCUCGCGGCACCACCAAGCGCUAUGACUAUGGAAAAGUGAUCUGCAUCUUCAUGGCCUGCGUCUACGUCUAUGUCAUCAUCCUCACCUUCAUCGGUCCCGAGUACAAGGGUCGCUCAAUGGCCGCGCAUAACGACCGUGACCUCGCUGAGGCGACCAAAGGUGGCACCACCGACGACGUCGAGAAGGUCGCGCAUCACGGUCGAACUGGAUCGAGCGACGACGAGCAGGUCCACAAGGCGUAG
Messenger RNA from Dissoconium aciculare CBS 342.82, 1467 nucleotides. Its product is annotated as MFS general substrate transporter. The transcript is spliced from 4 exons. Gene Ontology annotation, cellular component: plasma membrane. NCBI's taxonomy places the organism in Eukaryota, Fungi, Ascomycota, Dothideomycetes, Mycosphaerellales, Dissoconiaceae. Gene Ontology annotation, biological process: plasma membrane lactate transport. Gene Ontology annotation, molecular function: secondary active monocarboxylate transmembrane transporter activity. Bases 1 to 1467 code for a protein of 488 amino acids. The record is from RefSeq and is a predicted model, not a curated record.